Molecule: messenger RNA, 1041 nt
Organism: Radiomyces spectabilis
Lineage: Eukaryota; Fungi; Mucoromycota; Mucoromycetes; Mucorales; Radiomycetaceae
Exons: 6
Coding region: 82-951 (289 amino acids)
Molecular function (GO): protein binding
Source: RefSeq, a predicted model, not a curated record
GAGGAACCUUGUCACAGCAACUAUUACUUGGACGUUGUUCCAAGUCAAACUGCACAAAGUAACGUUCAAACUCUAUUGGAAAUGACCAACCAUCGCGUUUCCAAAACUCGACAGACUCAUAAGAAACAACGAGUGGAAAGACUACGUGCAUUGCUGCAAUUGACACCUUCCGAUUCUAUUUUACUGGAUGCUUGCUCACGUCAAAAUGCAGCCGACGUCAAAGCACUUCUUGAAGCACUUCCUUCCGUUAAUCCAGAUACCAUUAGAGAUAAACAUCUACGAACGCCAUUACACAUUGCUUGCAGUCGUCGCGACGAUCUCGCCGAAGCCACAGCCGUUGCACGUGUACUUAUUCAGGCAGGAUCUGAUGUGAAUAACGGAGUCGGUGAUGUUGAUGGGUUCCAACCUAUGCAUAUGGCGGUGUUAGCCGGUAACUUUAAAUGUGUGCUUAUGCUAUUACAAGAAGGCGCCAGUGUUCCAGCAUCAGACCCGUUUCGUUUGACCCCGCUACUUCUUGCCAAACUGAAAUUGGAUAAUCUCCGACAGACACACGCACUCCCUCGCUCGUUAGAGAAAGACGUGGAAGAGAAAUCAACGGGUGCGUCAGUGUCAUCCAGUGCCCUGAAUGAAUAUGAAGAUUUGACUUCGAUCACCAAGGUACUGGUGUCGCAUCUCGCCAAUAAGCACAUCACCAAAUUUGGCAAUCCUCGCGAAUCCGCCAAUUUCUACGGUCUGUCUGAUUUUCUCUUCGCUAAAGAGAAAGCCGAGGCCGAGUCUCAACUGGAUGAGACCAUCGCCAACAUUACAGAUCAACUGUCCACGAUACAAAUGGAUUCUUCGUCUCCAAACAUGUCUGCGGAAAACACGGAAAGAAAAAUGUUGCUGAUGGAUACAAUGAACAGCCUGAUAGAAAAAUUACGGAACAUCGGCAUCAGUGAAUUGGACGAGUAGUUCCAUCACGCAAGGAUUUAUUGGAGGAGUGAUAUCUUACAAUGGCGCAUGCCAUCCUACUAGCCACAUUUUUUUUUUUUUUUUUUUUUA